Molecule: messenger RNA, 3054 nt
Organism: Rotaria sp. Silwood2
Lineage: Eukaryota; Metazoa; Rotifera; Eurotatoria; Philodinida; Philodinidae
Source: the annotation of a GenBank genome assembly
AUGAUUUCAUCACCACCUCUUCCUGUUUAUUCUAAAACAAAAAUUGAACUUCCUUCAACUGUUUCUUUUUCUUCUUCUACUAUUUCUGCUUCAUCAAUUGAAACAACAACAAAUGAUCGUACUACUUAUAAUGAAGACGAUGCCUUGCGUAUUUACCAAAAUAAACUGUCAUUUUUUUUUGAAGAUAGCACCAUGCGAUCAAUGUAUUGUGAUCUCUCUCAACUAUUACAUAAUGGUAAGAUGUUAAAUAUUGCUGAAAUUAAAAAAAAAUUUCAGUAAUCAUGCACCUUAUGUCAAUAAAUACUAAUAGUCUUAAAAGAGCAUAGCGAUAUUUAGUUCGAUUCAUAUAUUCAACACAGUAUGAUUCAUUUUUCGAAUACAUCUGUAGGGAAUGUGGAAUUGAAGGUUCUUCCCGAAUCGUCACAAAACAUUUUGAUUGAAUCUAAACACUAGUUGCUUUUAUUAAUAGAUGAAACUAUAAUCCAGCCAUAUACAAGAUGUACUGUACUCGGUCGUAUUUGAUUGUCGUCGACUUUUUUUUUAAAGCAUCAUCAAUAGUUUUAUUUUUGAUUCAUAUGGGUACCAUUCUUUGUGAGACACGUUCAAUAGUUAAAAAAAAUCACACAGGAUAGUCCCAUCGAUCUGAUCGUCAUAUCAUGUGCUAAUCCAGAUAUUUCCGAGUAUGUUUGACAUUACUUUUUGUUUCGUUUUGAAAUCGAAUUGAGUCUCUCAUUUUUCUUAUUAAAUAGUCGGUUAUUAGAAAAAAUAAACGAGCAAUUUGAUGAUAAAUUAUCAUUAUUUCAAUCAAAAUUAUUUAUUAUUUGUUCAACAUUUAAAUUAGCUCUUUCUCAAUUGAUGAUGAUUUGGUUACCAUCACUUUCAUCAAAAUCUUUAAAUGAUAAAGAAACUCAUUAAUUGGAUAAGCUUAUAGAUACAAAAUGAGUUUUAAUAUAAUCAUUAUAUAGUUUUUAAUUUAAAAUAAUAUUCCAAAUUAACAAUUUUUAAAAAUGAAAUUCUUCAAAUGAAAUUCCAUUUGAAAUAAUACGAAUUCCUUUUGUUAUUUUUCUUUUUUGCAGCAUAUUAUUGACCAAUAGUUUCAAUAAGUCAUCAUUCAUUUGAAUUGAUUCAUAGAAAACUUAAAUAAACAAUAAAAUUCUGAUGGAAAACCACAAUUUUCUUCUUUGAUCAUAUUUAUUUAAUAAAUUCAUUAUGGUAUUUUUGUUUUUCUUUUUUAACUUGUUGAACAUCUUUCAAGUAAUAAGUCCAUUCUAGUCAAUCCUUCAUUGUAAGAUGGAAUUUUCCUAAAUAAAGCUUCAUUUUCAACAACUAAACUAUGUUAAUUAAAAUCCAUUUCAUCACCAAAUGUAUUUGCUGAAGAUAACAAUAUUUGAGGAUGAGUUUGUUUUUUCAUUUGCUUGGUAAUCACAAUUUUUAUCAAAUAUUAUUAAAUAAUCAUCAGUAACAUCAUCUAUUUCAGCCAAUGUAUUGCAUGAAUAGCUUAAUAUUUCUUUCUUUAAACUAUUACAAACUAAACUUCAACAUGACUACUUAUUUUAUUUACAUAAAUAUACCGUUCAUUUUAAUCUAAAUGAAUCUUUUCGAAAUAAUAUUUAUUGUAAAAUACAAUUCUUAUAUAAUUAUUAUUAAUUAUAUAUUGAAGUUUAAAAAUAUUUCAUCGAAUUAUAUAUGAUUGUUUAAAAGAAUUGAUAAUUUAUCGUUAUUAUGACCAUACAAAAUAGCAAUUAUGUGUCUAGUUUGGUAUUACUUAACAUGUUGUAAUAACAUAAGACAACUUUCUUGUAUCUAUUUCCUAUAUUCGUAAAAAAAAAUAAUUAAAAAAUGAAGUCAUGAGUUUGUGUUGGGGAGGUUAGAAAUUGAUAGUUUUCAUGAUAACCCAACACAUUUGGACCUCGCUUCUAUUUUUAAUAAAUCACUUUCUUAUGUUGUAUUUUAUUUGAGAUUGAGUAAUCACCAUCGCAUAAGCGAAAAAAUGUAGAUAAUGAUUCAUAAUUUAUAGAAAGUGUCAUUGAGACUGACUCAUCAUUACGAAGUGUGUCUACAAAGAACAUUCAGAGAAAGCGGAACAGACGCAUCUGGAUUCUUAUUUCAGUUCUUUUUCCAUUUUUUAAGCACUUUUUUUUGCAAAAAUUUUUAAGUUCAACUAUUUUUGAGCAGCAUUUCGAAAAGAACAACUUCUCAGAAUUCUAUAUCACAUCAUCUACAAAUAAAUCGUGUAGGCCAGUCAUUAAAAACAGUAUACUAGAACAAAUAGAAGUGCUUCAAUGACAUAGGACUUUCAGUAAGCACAUUGUGAUUGUUUUGCAUGAUCGGCAGAGAUGUCAGUUUCAUUCUCGAAAAUGACUUUCUUUUGCUCAAUAAUGACUGCACAUCACUCAGAAAAUCACUCUUAAGAGAAAACAAUUUUUUAGCAAACAGAACUUCGAAGAAAACUCUUGCCGACAUUUUUUUCGAAAAAAUGUCUUGUGAUAUAGACCAUUCGAUAUAGUUUCAGGCACUAAUUCCGAAUAUAUCAUUGAUUUUCAGUAGAAACGCUUUCGAGUUUGAAACAAAAAAAGAAUUUUAGCGGAAAAAAUCAACAAUUUUUUGGAAAACUAAUUUUUACGCAACACUUCGUUUUUUCUCCUUUUAUAAGUUUUCGAUUGCGUCACCAGCAUUUCUCUGUGGUCUUCUGUCUAGACAUUUAAUUUUUGUUUUGUUUAAAAGAGCGUGUAAAACUGCAGUGCCUAUGAGAGUCCGAUUUUUUAAUUAAGCUUUGCUUAUAUUAUAUAUACAAUCAUUUAUAUAAUUAGAGCGCCAUUUUUAGAAAGUUUGUUGAGUCUUUGUACCUUCCGAUUCAAGGGGGAAACAACUGACUUUAUGACUUAAAUGAUCUAAAUGAUCUAAAUGACUUUAAGUCAUAAAAGUCAGUUGUUUCCCUCUUGAAUUCUGCUCGUGUUAAUUGUGGCUGUGGAGUUUUCGUUAGGUUAAUGAAACACAGAAACAAUUUUCCAUGGUCUGGCUGUUAUCGACAUUCAUAAACACGAAGAUUCCCCA